AUGGGCACGACACCAGUCGGAAACGGGGCUCCAUUAAUUAAACGGCAAUUGCAAACCGAUCACAGAUUCCUCACCUCGCCCCUCGUUGAAUUCGUAAUCGGCAAAGGUGAACAUGAGACAGCGUUAACAGCCCAUCAGGACCUGCUGCUUGAAUCGCCAUUUCUGAAGCAAUUGAUCGACGCAUUCGACGACUCAAGUCCCCGACGCAUCGAACUCCCAUCCGAGGAUGUUGAGACUUUUAGCUGUUUCCUUCAGUAUCAGUACACACAUGACUACAGCAUCCAACUUACUUCCGACAAGUCCUUGGAUAGUAUUGACGAGGGUGGUGAGCUCUUACUUCGUCAUGCGCAAGUCUACACCCUAGCCAAGAAAUUGGGCUUGACCAAACUGAAGAAAUCGGCACAUGACAAGAUUCACUCCGUGAAGUCGACCCCAAUUGGCGAGUUGAGCUACGCACGCUAUAUCUACACCCAAACCAAUGUCGCUGAUGUCACUAUUCGCAGACCUGUUGCGUCUUACUGGGCUACCCAGGGCCAUAUCCUUCGUCGUGACCUGAAGGACGAGUUCAGAUUGCUUUGUAACGAGAUGCCAGAGUUCGCCUACGAUAUUCUUUCCCUCAUGAUGGAUCGCAAGGACAAGGGAAAGACAACGGAUCUUGACAGCAAUGUCUCUAGUAGCGAUGUCCCUGGUAGCGCCAGGAAGCGCCCUCGUCAGGAGGAAUAG
This is a messenger RNA of Penicillium malachiteum, 723 nucleotides long. Its product is annotated as BTB/POZ domain-containing protein. The record is from RefSeq and is a predicted model, not a curated record. Lineage: Eukaryota; Fungi; Ascomycota; Eurotiomycetes; Eurotiales; Aspergillaceae. The transcript has a single exon. Bases 1 to 723 code for a protein of 240 amino acids.